AUGUCUCGAAUUACUCCCAGUUUGGUAUUUCUCGCUCUGCUUAUAACAAUAUAUUUCACGAAACCAAGCAACAACGACCAUUGGAUCGAGUUGGAUUCCACAAUUGCUUCUCUCGAUCUGGAAUCGAUUCAAAAGUCAUCACAGAUCAAACAAACCGAACCACGAAAUCAAAUUGAAGUCGAUGAUCAACCUUUCACCUCGUCCAUCGAUUCUGACAGGGUCAACAGGCAUUUCAAUGGUAUAAUCUAUUCUUUGGAUUUCCUACGUACGUACAAGAUAGUAUUUGUGACCAAAGAGAUUCCUGAAAUUGACUUUGUUCACAGUGAAGAUGGGGCAUAUACGAAGGAUGAAAAAUAUCAGGUUAAGGUUUACAGAAUUAGAAGAGUGUUUCCGAGAUUGAAAAACUUGGUGAGAAAUUUAGCUAGAAGAUGGGGAUAA
Acaulospora morrowiae is the source of this 438-nucleotide messenger RNA. The record is from the annotation of a GenBank genome assembly. Lineage: Eukaryota; Fungi; Glomeromycota; Glomeromycetes; Diversisporales; Acaulosporaceae.